AUAACCAGUGGACAAACAUCAGAUCCUACAACUUCCAGCUCUGACCCAUGCUAUGAUUAUAACAUUCUUGAUAACUACUGGAGAGACAUACGGCAAAAUUACUACUAUGGAUAUGAUGACAGCCUUGUUGAAUGGAGUGGCUGGUAUCGUCUGUAUCUGAAUGGAGAAAGUGCCCAGAUGUCUGAGUCGUGUGUCAGUAAUAUGAACUGUGGUGGAUACACUGCACUGUAUCUAAGUGGUUCUCAUCCAACACUUGAGGAUGGAGUUGUGACCCGUGAAGUUGUAGGAACUACUUCAUUGUGGUGGUGGGGUUAUUCCAAUCAGUGUGGUGCCUACACAUCCACAUCCAUCCAAGUCAAAGCCUGUCCAGGAGAUUACUACGUCUAUGAAUUUGUCAAACCCAUCACAUCAGCCUACAAACCUACAUACUGUGCAGUGUCUUUCAGCAGCAUCAGCAGUGAUCCCUGCUACAACUAUGAGUCUCUGGAUCGUCCCUGGAGAGCCAACAAUGAAAGUGGAGACUACAUUUGUGAUGAACGUUUCUCCUGGAGCGGCUGGUACCGGCUUUUCUACUAUGGAAUGAACAUCCAGAUGUCAGAGACCUGUAUCAGUUCAUACAGCUGUAGCACAUACAAUAAUCUAUGGCUCAAUGGUCCUCAUCCUGAGAUAGAGGAUGGAGUGGUGAUCAGAGAAGUCUGUGGAGGGACCUAUUGGGGUGAAUGCUGUUCUUAUAAGACAAUCCCCAUCAGAGUGAAAGCGUGUCCAGGAAACUACUAUGUCUAUGAACUUGUGAAUCCACAGUUUGGGUGUUCAGGAUACUGCACAGAUGUCAGCACUAUUUCACAGGCUCCUACUGUAAGUCCAGAUAUAAUCACUGGAUCCAGCAUCACCUUGAAUUAUGACCCGUGUGAUAACUACAACAUAUUAGACAACUACUGGAGAAGCACAUUCAAUUACUGGUCUAUGUAUGGAUUCAUCUCUGAUCAUGAUGACACUCGUGUUGAAUGGGACGGCUGGUAUCGACUCUUCAUUGAUGGAUCGAGUGCUCAGAUGCCCGAGUGGUGUUUUUAUUACAUGUCAUGUGGAAGUUUUAGUUCUCUGUAUCUUGGUGGCUCUCAUCCUCGUCUAGAAGAUGGAGUUGUUACUCGUGAAGUUUUUGGCUCUCACUAUUAUCAGUGCAGUCGCUACACAUCUGAACCAAUCCAAGUCAAAGCCUGUCCUGGAGAUUAUUAUGUCUACAGAUUGACCAGACCAACUCUUUCCAUCCCAGUUCCUGUAUAUUGUGCAGUACCUUUCUCCACCCCAAGUGUUGAUCCCUGCUACAACUACACCAGUCUGGACGAGCCUUGGAGAUCCACAGACAACUAUUACUAUAAUAACUAUUACUACUAUAGUAUGUGUGAUUAUAAUGUGGAGUGGAAAGGCUGGUACAGGAUGUUCUACAACGGUCAAAAUGCCCAGAUGCCAGAAUCAAAUGUUAAUACUGGAAUGUGUGGCACUUCUUCACCACUGUGGCUGAAUGGAUCUCAUCCACAGCUAGAAGAUGGAGUGGUCACUCGUCAGGUCUGUCUCUCCUCAUGGGAUGGCUACUGUUAUUACACAUCCCACCCUAUACGAGUCAAAGCCUGUCCUGGAGAUUACUAUGUUUAUGAGUUCGUCAAGCCAAGUUUUUGUGGAGCUUACUGUAUAGCCUCAAAUCAGUCCAUCGAAUCAAUGUCUACAACACCAGAGACAAUCCCAUCAGAAGAAUCCAUUACUCCACCAGUCACAACCACUGCUCCACCUGUUGACCCCUGCUACAACUACAAUGUUCUGGACGAUUCAUGGAGAUCCACCAACAAUCAAUAUUCCUCUCAAGUAAUGUGUGACGCUUGGGUCAGCUGGAACGGCUGGUACCGUCUCUACAUUCAGAAUCAGAGCGUUCAGAUGCCAGACACAUGUGUUGAAGAGUAUAGCUGUGGUACUCAUGCUCCACUCUGGCUGAACGGAGGACAUCCAACAGUUGAGGAUGGAGUGGUCACUCGAGAUGUCUGCGGUCACUGGAGCAAUAACUGCUGCUUUUUCCAAUCCAAUCCCAUUAAAGUCAAAGCCUGUCCAGGAGAUUAUUAUGUCUAUGAGCUUGUGAGCCCAAGUACCUGCAAUUUAGCAUACUGUGCAGAUGCAAGCAACAUAACCACUACCUCUACUACUGUAACACCAGAGACAACCACAGCUGAAACCACAACCACAGAAACUACAGCUGAAACUACAACCACAGAA
This is a messenger RNA of Puntigrus tetrazona (Sumatra barb), 2259 nucleotides long. RefSeq lists its product as uncharacterized. The annotation marks the transcript as partial. Gene Ontology annotation, biological process: neutrophil migration. Gene Ontology annotation, cellular component: apical plasma membrane; cell surface. Lineage: Eukaryota; Metazoa; Chordata; Actinopteri; Cypriniformes; Cyprinidae. The transcript is spliced from 9 exons. The record is from RefSeq and is a predicted model, not a curated record.